Messenger RNA from Lampris incognitus (smalleye Pacific opah), 3713 nucleotides. RefSeq names its product RPA-related protein RADX. Gene Ontology annotation, cellular component: replication fork. NCBI's taxonomy places the organism in Eukaryota, Metazoa, Chordata, Actinopteri, Lampriformes, Lampridae. Gene Ontology annotation, biological process: regulation of DNA repair. Gene Ontology annotation, molecular function: single-stranded DNA binding. The record is from RefSeq and is a predicted model, not a curated record.
AUGCACCGCGUUGUUAUUAUUUUACGCAACAUGGCGGCUGCGAGCUGCGUCGUCCGGAGGUCUUUGUGUCGGUUCUCCUCACAGGGUCAGAUGAUCCAGACCCGUUCUUCGGUCGUCUGCCGAGAACCGCUUUCUGUUAUCAGCCUGCAACGCUAUGGACGAGACCUGGGCUCCUCCAUCUUCUUCCCACAGGCCGUCCUUUCAGGUGAUGACCUGUAUGACCUCACAGUUAGUGAUGGAGACUGUCGUUUGCGUGUGACGCUGGAUCCUGCACUGAACUGGAGGGUGGAGAGAAACUCCCUUCGAGCCGGGUCUGUCCUGCGGAACAGCACCUUCAUGCCGGCCCUGUCCGUCUGUGAAGACGCCGGAUGUCCAGGUUCAGGACGGCGCUCAGACAGUUUCAGGCUGGUGAACGUGGAGGAAAUCCAGGAGACAGGUUCCAUGACUGGACCGGACCUGGACUAUCUGCCCUGGUUCACACCCACUGAACCAGAGCCAGAUCCAGAUCCAGAACAGGAACCACCAGGUCCACUGGUCCCUCUGAGAGCCAAUAGGAGCACAUUUCUGCCUCUGUGGAACAGCACUGACUUCAGUGGAGAGGUCUGGAGAGAGACUGUACCAUCUGAUGGAGAAGACGAGGAGGAGAGAGAGGAGGAAGAGCGUCCCAGUGUGAUGGUGCAUGAGCUUUAUGAAGGUUACCUAUCUGGUCUUCAGGAAGUCACUGUGGGCGUGGUCACACGUCACCUGAUUGUACGCAUCAUCAAUAAGUCACACCUGAUGUAUUAUGGGAAAACAGACAGGAACUGUCAAUGCCCUUAUAAGGCGAUGCUGGAGGUGUGUGACAGGACAGCCAGUGUGUGUGUGGUUCUCUGGAACAGUGUGUGUGUUGAGUGGUACAGAUCUCUGAGACCGGGUCAGAUUCUCAAACUAAGCCGCUACCGAGUCAAACCAAGAUAUGCUGCCAAGGACAGAGAUAUAGAGAUCAGUGUAAACAGCAGGAAUCCUACCACUCAUAUCUCUAUCCUCCCAGAAUUCUGUGUAUCUCCCAACUACCGACCACCUCAACCUGUGUACAAUUUCUACUGUGGGAAGGAACUCUUGGACUGUCCCCACGGCCACCUGUGUGAUGUCAUCGGCUUGGUGACAUUUUCUGGCCGGCCAGAGCGAAUCAGGAGCAAGGCGGACGGUCACCCUGGUCAGAGGGUGGAGCUGUUGGAGUAUCGGUGGCUUCGAUUGGAGGAUGGGACCAGUGAUCAGCCAAUCAUGGUGAAGCUCUUUUCCACAUCUCAGCCAGAGAUGCACAACAAACUGCACCCAUUAUCAGUGGUAGUUGUCACCAGACUGAAGGUCGUCAAAACCACAGCAGAGACAGAUGAGUGUUACUACCUGUCCAACACAGCAUACACACAAGUCUACUGUACAGGAUGCCACUCAUCAAUGUCAUACCGGAAGCUCCGCCCAGUUCGCACUUUCCUCCAAUGGCUGCAGAGGCAAAAUGACGAACAGGUGCUGAGCAGGGCACUGGUUGGAGGAUUCUUCAUCUUCCCGCCCCCUCCCAUAUCCCUGGAAACAUACAUGAAACACAGCAAAGGGCACCCCGGGUUCCUGAGGGGGGCAGAGCUUCAGAGAGAGUUAAGUCGACUGUGUUACCGAGAACGACGUACCUUCUGUAUCCAGGCAACUGUUACCAUGGUCACAUACUGCAUAAGAGGACAGGAGGACCAGUGUGUGGUGUGGACAAACAGAGCAUCGUCCUUCUCCCCCUGCUCCUCCUCCUCUCUCCUCUCCUCCCCCCCCUCCUGUCAGUCCUCUUCUCCCCGAUCGCCUCGCGCUCCUCCCCCCUCUUCUCCCUUCUCUGUGACAUCAUCUGUCAGUCAGCCGAGGCCCUGCCCCCUGGAUAGCAGAGCAAGCAGGACGCCCUCAAAGAGGAAAUGGUCAGAUUUACAAACAAGAAGAGAGAAAAAGAGACGGCCCCUGGUCACCACACAACCAGACCAAGACAGCAUUACAGGUGCUCUCUGGGAAGCCUCCAUGGAGUUUCUGCAAAGACCUGUAGAUGAGGAGGACAGCAGUGAAGAUGAUGAAGAUGCGUGGUCAUUCAUCACUGCUCCCCUCCCCCCUGCCACCUCUCCAGUCGCCAUGGAAACGCUGCCACUACGCUACAGCCAUGCUCAGAGGGAGGAGCAGGCAGUUGUGGUGUCGUUGCAGUCAGGGCAGUGGAGGCGGAGCUUAAAUGAAGCACUGGAGAAGUUUGACCCUGCAGUGGAAACAUAUUACACCCUGACAUUAAGAGCUCUGUCAGAUUGUGUGCUGUUUGAUGUGGUCUUCCUCCCCGUCUCUCCCCUCUCCUCCUCCUGUUCCACCCACUCCAACACCUGGCUCUCCAUUCUGUCCCAUGGAGCCUUCUCCUCACACACACCUCCGCCCUCCCCAGCUGACCUCAUCGGUGUGACGACCCAGCUGGCCAAUCAGAGGCUGGUGUGCAUUUUGGAGGCGUGUCAUCUGGGCGGGUCCAGAACAGAGAUCAUGCUGAGCAGAGCUUUUCCCCUGACACAGUGACACACACUCACACACAUACACACACAAACAUACACACACAAACAUACACACAUACAUACUCACACACACACUCACACACACUGACACACACACUCACUCACACACACACACACACACACUGACACACACGUGUAUAUUUUGUUUCCUGUUGGACUCAUUCUGACGGUGCAGGAAGUGGACUGUGCCAUGUGUGCAGUAUUUGUGUGACCCUGGCAGUUGUAGUUCUGCGGUGCUGCUGGGUUGUGUUGUCUGUAGCAGCAGCUUUGCCCUGAUAGUGUCUGCUGUGUCGUUUGGCCCAGAAUUGGCCAUGGUGGUGGGAUUUGUAGUUUUUGACUGGCAGGUUUUGGAGGCCAGCAGUUUGAUUGACAUUUUAAAAGGAAGCGACGUCCCUGGUUGUUGUAACAAGAUUACCAACAGAAUCCGUCUUCUAGAAACAUCCGCAUCAGCUGAUGAGACAUGUUUUAUUAUACAGCUGUCCAGCUGAACAUUUACCUGGACAUGUCCUGUCAUUCACUCUAGAAGUUAAUACGUUAUUAGUAAGACUUGUCAGUAAGAGCUGUGUGUGUGUGUGUGUGUGUGUGUGUGUGUGUGUGUGUGUGUGUGUGUGUGUGUGCGUGUGGAUAUGACAGUAUAGUCAUUUCAGAUAUUUUGUGAAUGUAAGAUGAAACCUCAGCUGAUGUAUUGAAACGAUUAAUUUAUUGAUUGAAGGCAGUAAACUGCAGGUUGUCCCUGAGGGUUUGGUCCUGUCUGUCUGUCUGUCUGUCUGCCUUUCUUCUUGGAAAAUAAAUAAACCAAAGAGAAUGUUGUUUAGUCCACGUUGCUCCUUCAUGUGAGGUGAAACCAGCUGCCGUCCAUCUUCCCCCAUCGUUACCUUCACGUGAAGACAUGUAAAGAAGACAUGUGAAGACAUGAAGACGUGAAGAAGACAUAAAGAAGACACGUGAAGAAGACGAGAAGACGUUAAGAAGACAUGUAAAGAAGACGUGAAGACAUGUGGAGACACGUAAAGACGUGAAGAAGACGUGACGACAGCAGCAUCUGCUUCCAUCCUGUACUUGUAAAGAAGACAGGUUUCACUGAUGUGGACACAGCUGUUUCCCUUGAUGGGGUCACAAAAGUUUCUGAUUAUUUUUUGUUGUCCUGCUUUAUAAUAA